UCGCAGGGUCAGCACAUCAUCACUCGAGCCGCUACACAGUCUGUUCCUGUUAAAAAUCGUGUUCUCUCCUCGACUUGGCGUUUAGUCCGCGACAAUAAUGGAAAACAGAAAAGAGAUGGUGAUGUUCGUGGAGGGAGGUCAACUUGGCACGCUGGUUGGCAAGAUAGGGUCCAAUUUGUCAGAAGCAGUAGGAAGCCCCGUUCAAGAACCACAGGAAAAGGUACUCCACAGAAACUGUUUGAGCCCCAGGUCGGUCCCUUCGUCGCGAAAAAGAGCGGAUGAGGAGGUGGAGGAUAUACGGAGCGACGUCUGCAGCGAUAUAAGGCCGGGUGGAGUCCCCUCUGCAUCGGGGAAAACUCAGUUAGAACUAACCAACAAAGGACACAGCAGCUCCGAUACCGAGUCAGAUUUUUACGAAGAAAUUGAUGUCAGCUGUACGCCCGAAAGCAUGGAUUACCCAAAUGGCAAAGGUCGCCCGGGCGACUCCCCAAACCACAGCAGCGACAGUAACGUUGAUGCGGGGAAAGCAAGCUCAGGCCAAGCAUCUCUGUCCUACGGUUCAGAUCAAAUGCGCCGGUACCGAACAGCCUUUACACGAGAGCAGAUCGCCAGAUUGGAGAAGGAGUUCUACCGAGAAAAUUAUGUGUCCCGACCAAGAAGAUGCGAGCUGGCCGCUGCUCUGAAUUUACCUGAAACGACCAUAAAGGUAUGGUUCCAGAAUCGGCGAAUGAAGGACAAGCGACAACGACUGGCUAUGACCUGGCCUCACCCUGCGGAUCCGGCAUUUUACUCCUACAUGAUGAGCCACGCUGCGGCUACCGGGAACUUGCCUUAUCCGUUCCCGUCCCAUCUGCCCUUACCAUAUUACUCUCAUCUCGGUGUUGGGGGCAAUUCGGCGUCCGUUGCCCCAUUCAGUAGCCCCUUGAGGCCGCUUGACACCUUCCGGGUCCUGUCUCAUCCGUACCCCCGACCAGAGCUGCUUUGCGCCUUUAGGCAUCCUUCACUGUACCCCACUGCGGGUCAUGGACUCAGCUCGGGGGGUAGCCCCUGUUCUUGCCUUGCUUGCCACACCAGCCAGUCAAACGGCUUGUCUCAGAGACCUUCCGGGUCGGACUUCACCUGUUCGGGCACCAGCAGAACUGACGCCUUUCUGACCUUCACACCCUCUGUCUUGAGUAAGUCCUCCACGGUUUCCCUGGACCAGAGAGAGGAAGUACCUCUGACCAGAUAAGAUUUUGGCCUGUUACCGUUUGGGUCAAACUUGAAAGAGUCCCAAAAAACGCUUAAUGAAUUUUGGACUUUCAGCAUGAGUAAAAUGCUAAUGUUGAUCACUUGCUAAAAGCAGCGACAACAGCAUAUCUCAACGAAACGCACCAGCUACACAAAGGGAACGGACUACGAUUGGACUUGAAACAAUAUUGCUUUUAAUCUAUGGCACCUGCGAAAAGGAAUAU
Molecule: messenger RNA, 1454 nt
Organism: Brienomyrus brachyistius
Lineage: Eukaryota; Metazoa; Chordata; Actinopteri; Osteoglossiformes; Mormyridae
Gene: evx1
Product: even-skipped homeobox 1
Exons: 3
Coding region: 98-1231 (377 amino acids)
Biological process (GO): regulation of transcription by RNA polymerase II
Cellular component (GO): nucleus
Molecular function (GO): DNA-binding transcription factor activity, RNA polymerase II-specific; RNA polymerase II cis-regulatory region sequence-specific DNA binding
Source: RefSeq, a predicted model, not a curated record